AUGACUGAGGAGAAUAUCAAGAAAUUCUCUUGGGAAGAAAUUGAGAAACACAACCAUGAGGAAAGUGCUUGGUUGGUUAUUGAUGGAAAGGUUUAUGAUGUAACCAAGUUUAUUCCUCAUCAUCCUGGUGGUGAUUACUUGUUAUUGGGAGCUGGCAGACAUUCGACUGAAUUGUUUCUCAGUAAUCAUCCAGCCAAAAUCCUAAACAAUUCGAAAGCUCUAUUAGAAAAGUAUUACAUUGGAGAGGUUGAACAAGAAACAAUCUAUUCUUACAAUCCACCAGAUCAAACCAAUUUCUAUCUUGAAUGUAGAGCUCAAGUUGACCAAUAUUUGAAAGACAACAAUCUCACUGCUAGAGAUGUUCCUCAAAUGUAUCUCAAGAUGAUUCUUUCCCUGUGUAUUUGGUUUAUUCUAUACUUGGGAACUUUCUAUUAUUUCGAAUCAAAAUUGCUCAGUUUCGUCGUUGCCAUUGUUUGGGGUUGGUCCAAUGCAAAUAUUGGUGUUAACAUGAUGCAUGAUGCUAAUCAUAGCUCCUUUUCCAAUCAUCCAACUAUCAACAGAGUUGUGGCAGUUGUUUGUUUUGACAUUUUAGGUGGUUCUUCCUAUGUUUGGAAAAUGAUUCACUCAGUUGGCCAUCACGUAAACACAAAUAUUGAAGAACGUGAUCCUGACAUUCACACAGGAGAACCUCACUUUAGAAAAAUCAAAUCAGCUCAGAAACAUCAUUGGUGGUAUGCCUAUCAACAUUAUUACUUGCCAGUUCUAUAUUGUUCCUUAUUAUUUGAGUUGGCAUUUCGUGAUUUCUUUGCCAUGAUGAUUGGAUCAUGGGGAGGUGUCAAAUUUCAACCACCUCCAAAAGGAGAAUAUUUGCUCUUCUUUUCUACAAAGAUUUGGUGGUUGACCUAUUCAUUGGCUUUCCCAAUUUGGUUUUCUAAUCAUUCAGUUGGAACUAUUUUCAUGUUGUGGUGUACUGCUUAUAUGGUUGCUUCAUUCUUGUUGGUUUUAAUUUUCCAAGUCAACCAUGUCACAAAUAUUGCUGAUUCUUUCCAUGUCAAUCAACAAGAUGGAAUGGUUCAUGCUGAUUGGGCAGCAACUCAAGUAAGUGGAUCGAGUAACUUUGCCUGUGGAUCAUGGUUAUGGAAUCACUUGUCAGGUGGCUUGUGUCAUCAAGUAGAACAUCAUCUUUUCCCAUCCAUUAGUCAUAUCCAUUAUCCAAAGAUUCAACCCAUUGUUGAGAAGUGUGCUAAAAAGUAUGGAAUCAAGUAUAAUAGUUAUGGAACUUUUUGGGAGGCCAUUAUUGGUCAUUUCACAUUAUUAAGGGAUAUGGGUCAGAAGGGAAUUCAAUCAAAUUGGAAAUCCAUGUAA
Molecule: messenger RNA, 1365 nt
Organism: Naegleria gruberi
Lineage: Eukaryota; Heterolobosea; Eutetramitea; Acrasida; Naegleriidae
Exons: 2
Coding region: 1-1365 (454 amino acids)
Biological process (GO): lipid metabolic process
Cellular component (GO): membrane
Molecular function (GO): oxidoreductase activity, acting on paired donors, with oxidation of a pair of donors resulting in the reduction of molecular oxygen to two molecules of water; heme binding
Source: RefSeq, a predicted model, not a curated record